AUAAAUUUGAAAUAUACGCCACCACAUGUUAUCACGAGAAAACUAUUAACAGUCGAAAACGAAUAGAUUGGGCCAAAACACCAUCUAUGAUCAGCUGUAAUCAAGGAUUUUGACAUAUGUAGAAAUUAGCAGGAAAAAAAAACAAUUCUUUCCAAUAAUAUAAUAAAAGAUUUUAAGGUUAAUUCAAGUGUAACACUGUGAUAAAACUUCGUAAAUAAUUUGGUAAUAAAUUUGAUAAUUAUAAUAUUACGAUAUUGAUCGGAAGCAGAUUUAAUUAUUAAAAAAAAGGGAAGAAAUUUUUAAAUGUGAAGCAAUUAUGGCAACGCCCGUCACUGAUAAGAAACCGCGAGUGAUUGUUUUAGGAGGAUGCGGUUUUAUUGGGCGUAAUCUUGUGGAAUAUCUACUGGAUAAUGAUUUGGUAUCAUACCUACGUGUUGUAGAUAAAGUGCCUCCACAAACUGCAUGGUUAAAUUCAAAACAUGGGAAAUUAUUUGAAAAUCCUCUGGUUGAAUUUAAAAGCGCUAAUUUAAUAAAUGCAGCAUCUUGUCAGAAUGCAUUUGCUUCUGAUAAACCGAUUGAUUAUGUUUUUAAUUGUGCUGGAGAAACUAAAUGCGGUCAAACGGAUCCCGUUUAUAAAGAAGGAAUUUAUAAAUUAAGUAUUAAUUGUGCUCAACAAGCUGCCAAAAUUAAAGCCAAUCAUUUCGUUGAAAUAUCCUCAGGCAAUUUAAGUUCUUCUGAAAAAGUACCUUGCGUAGAAGAAGAAAAUGGAGAACCAUGGACAUUUGUUGCUAAAUAUAAAUUACAAGUAGAACACGAUCUGAAAAAUAUACCAGAUUUAAAAUAUACUAUUCUAAGACCAGCAAUAGUUUAUGGACUUGGUGAUAGAAAUGGCUUAGCACCAAGAUUAGUAGUUGGAGCAGUUUAUAAACAUCUAGGAGAAAUGAUGAAAUUACUUUGGGGACCAGAUCUUCGUAUGAAUACAGUUCAUGUAAGAGAUAUGGCUCGAGCUAUUUGGCAUGUAGCAAACAGAUCUGAUACAAUAGGACAAAUAUAUAACGUUGUUGAUGAAGGAAAUUCUACUCAAGGAUCCAUAAGUGCUAUCGUUUCAGAAUUAUUUAACAUCAACCAUGAUUAUUGGGGUACUACACUAUCUACUCUGGCUAAAACCGAUAUGAGUUCUGUAGUUGAAGAGGUAAAUGACAAACAUAUGGGUCCUUGGGCCGAUGCAUGUAACAAAGAUGGAGUAGAAAACAGUCCUCUUUCUCCAUACAUAGAUCAAGAAUUGCUUUAUAACAAGCAUUUAUAUUUAAAACCAAGAAAAUUAUCUAAUACAGGUUUUACGUAUAUACAUCCUAAACUCACAAAAGAAUUACUUAAAGAGGUUCUCGAUGAUUAUGUGACCAUGAAAAUAUUUCCACAUUCCUUAGUACUUUAACUCUUAUCGAUAAUAAUUUUUUAUACAGAAUACUUGGAUGCUUAUAAUAAUUUACACAUAUACAUAGAAACGUUUCACCUUGUGCCUAGUGAUCUAUGCAAGUACGAAAGUUACAUACUUUAGUAUAUACCGAAUCCUUAUAUAACCACAUUUUACAAAUUUAAUAAUACAUUAGGUGAGUUUAUAGCAUUCUUUCCAGAUAAAAGAUCAUGAUUCCAUAGAUGGGCUUAUUUGCCAAUGUGAUAAAGUAGAGAUUAAUGUACUUAAUUUUAUUAUAAUUAAAAUGCAGGCUAGUUUUGUUUACGCUAUUAAUUACUAAUUUGAUUAUCAAUCAAAUCCAGUCAUUUUGAUAGCGUAAAAAUUGCCUAAAUUAAAACAAAAACAAAAAAUAAGCAAAAAGUAUUGAGGACGUAUUUAUAUAGUAAAAUCAAAUAAUAUAAUACUGUAUAAAUUUCCUCAAUUAAAGACAUUAUAUAAAGUAUUUUGAUAAUUAAUUUUAAUUAUUACAUACUUGGCCAAAUAUGUUUUUUGUAUGCAACCGAUUUGGAGAUACAUAUAAAAUAAUAUCGAUCAUUGUUAGAGAUACAUGAUUUCUUUUUAAUUAUUGUGUUCAAUUGUAUCUUCCAAGUGCUGUGAAUGAACCUGAAAAUCAUUCUAUUCCAAAUAAUUAUCCAUAUAUUUUAUAGUACUUAAUAUGGUACUUAAUUCAUACAUAACGUAUUAAGCCAAGUACAAACAACGUGAUUAAGCUAGGAGAUUUUAUUCUUAUGAUAUUAAUCCUUAUCAAAAUCGCUAGAUAUACAUAGUAAAAGCCUAAUGUUUGCAUAAGGUGAAUGCAUAAAAUGAUAUAAAUCCAUGUUAGUAUUAAAAUGCCACAUAAGUGUAAUAGCAUUUCUUUUUUAAAACUGUUGUUAAAAAAUAUACAUGCGAGCAUUUUGAUAAUAAAGUUAUUCAAUUUAU
This is a messenger RNA of Polistes canadensis, 2395 nucleotides long. RefSeq lists its product as uncharacterized. Bases 317 to 1435 code for a protein of 372 amino acids. The transcript has 7 exons. NCBI's taxonomy places the organism in Eukaryota, Metazoa, Arthropoda, Insecta, Hymenoptera, Vespidae. The record is from RefSeq and is a predicted model, not a curated record.